ACACACACAUCCUUCAUCCAUCAUAGGCUGGAAUGGGCUGAUUCAGUAGGAAUGGCCUGCUGAGUGAGUGGGACCUCAGCUUAGACAUCCGCCUCCCUUUUACAUUGUGCACAACAAGUCUGACACGUAUUUAGGAGGAUAGGCUAUAGGUCUCUAGGUUGUUUUCUCUUUGAAAUACCCAGAUUUUCUACAAUUUUCAUGAUGUUCGGACUCGGAAUGCAGGCCCAGGCUAUAUUUGAUGGUAAGCCUUCAUAAUUAUAAAUAAUUGAUCUAGGCUACAGCUCAAACACUGUAAAAACCGAGAAGUUGUUUUCAUGAGUACCUUGGUUGUUUCCACAUUCCACCUCUUAACAGCCAGUGUUGUUUCUUUUACCUCAGGUAUCGAGAAGCUGUGUUCUAAGAGGGAUGAGCUGAACCGUCAGAUCCAGCAGGAGGAGGAGGAGAAGGGUCGUCUGCAGCACGACAUCCAUGUCCUCACCGAGAAACUACGCCGCGUCAACGAGAGCCUGGCCCGACGACACUCCGUCCGCGCUGACUUUGACCACACCAUCGGCGAGACCGAGGGUGCCUUUAUGAAGAUUCUGGAGAGCUGUCAAACACUGCUGAGUGUAAUAAAGAAGGAAGCAGGAAAUCUCGGCAAAGCCACUGAACCCGGAAGGAAAGACCACUGACAUCCAGACUACCGCUCCUAAACCUAACCUCUCACCCAGGCACCAGCAUUUCCCCUCACCCUUGUAACUGUGCACUGUUUGUACACUGAACAAAAAUAUAAAUGCAACAUGCGACCAUUUCAAAGAUUUUACUGAGUUACAGUUCAUAUAAGGAAAUCAGUCAAUUUAAAUAAAUUCAUUAGGCCCUAAUCUAAUUUGAAGGUGUUCCUAAUAUUUGUAUAUACAGUAUAUUUAUGUAAAAUGUUUUGACUUUGUCUAAUACUGCUGUUCACUGGCAUACUUAUUUUAUACCAAUUGAAUCAUUUUAAUAAAGAUGAUCUGUGAAGAA
Oncorhynchus mykiss (rainbow trout) is the source of this 999-nucleotide messenger RNA. RefSeq lists its product as uncharacterized. Gene Ontology annotation, biological process: axon extension. Gene Ontology annotation, cellular component: axon; centrosome; ciliary basal body. The record is from RefSeq and is a predicted model, not a curated record. Lineage: Eukaryota; Metazoa; Chordata; Actinopteri; Salmoniformes; Salmonidae.